Molecule: messenger RNA, 6398 nt
Organism: Contarinia nasturtii (swede midge)
Lineage: Eukaryota; Metazoa; Arthropoda; Insecta; Diptera; Cecidomyiidae
Gene: Myo95E
Product: unconventional myosin-Ia
Exons: 24
Coding region: 988-4791 (1267 amino acids)
Biological process (GO): vesicle transport along actin filament; actin filament organization
Cellular component (GO): plasma membrane; myosin complex; microvillus
Molecular function (GO): microfilament motor activity; ATP binding; actin filament binding
Source: RefSeq, a predicted model, not a curated record
AUGUUUAUCCUUAUCUGCGGUUUUCAACGUGAAGUCUGACUGUGUUUGCCGAAUUCGGUGAAAUGGCGAAAAAUCAUCGUCGAUGGCAUCGUGCAUAUCCUCUCACUAUUUUUUUAUCGUGCCAUCUCUUUUCCACAACUGGAUACAGAUUUUCUCUUGGCCCCGCCACAUACCACACUCUCAAUAAGAUUAUGCGCGAGUCAUACAUCGGAAUACGUAUGAUUACAUGCGCCACACAUCAAAAUGUCAACAAAAAUGUUUCAAUUUACGAACCGUGUAUAUGCCAGAAAUCAAAAAGCGAUGCAGUUCCCGAAAACGUCACAUUCCCGUUUCGUUUUCUAAUUGUUUGUUUUGUUGAAAUGUUUCUACAUUCAUUUUUUUCCACACUCUCACAUUCACCGCGAGAUGAAUUACAGUUUGCCAAGUGUGCGCAACAUAUAAACUAGAUGAAUUUAAGCUUUUAAUUUGUAAUAUCUAUUUGAAUGUAUGAAAAAGGUGAAAAUUUCGUUUAAAAUAAAGUGUUUCAAAAAAAGAAUGAAAUAAAUUGUAAUUUGGCAAAUUAAAAAUAAAUUUCAAUGACUGUGAUUUUUAAGCAAAAUGUGAAGUAGGCAAAACGGAAUGAAAGUGGGCUGAUAUUGUUGGCAAUUACUGUUUUAUGGGCGAGCUUUUUUCGUGGAAUUUUUUUUCUACUUUUACCAUUGAUUUGGCGAAAGAGUGACCAAACAAACAUAAAUUAUCAUUCUGUUUUAUGUGUAAAUAAGUUAUAAAAUUUGAUCAAUAUUCUUUCGCAAUUUAUGUUUUCGUUGUCUCGAACAUUCAUCGUUUUGUGAAUUGCAAUUGCAUUCAUCAUCGAUGCGAUGUGAAUGGUGAUGCUAUCCGAAAAAGAAUAUGUAAAACGAAGUGAAGAAUUGAAUGAGAUUCGUUUAGUGUUGUGAUUGUAUUUUGUGUAGAGAGAGAAGGAUAACCGAACGUGCAGCGGCUUUAUAAAUGACAAAUCUGAAUGAUAAUGUUGGAUUCUGGGACUCGGUUUUAAUUGAAAAUUUAACCGAGGAAACAUUCAUUUCCAACAUUUAUCAGCGAUACAAACGGGGUCUUAUUUAUACAUAUAUUGGUGCCUUUCUCGUUGCCAUCAAUCCAUAUAAGGCGAUUGCAAACUAUUCCACAGACACAAUCCAAUGUUAUGCUAAAUCAAACUAUUUCAAAUUACCACCACAUAUCUACGGUAUCACAAAUGCCUCUUAUCGCAGCUUGCAGGAUCAAAAUGAGAAUCAAUGUAUGUGCAUUUUGGGCGAAAAUGGAAGUGGCAAAACUGAAAGUGCCCGAAUCAUUUUACAUUUUCUUUCCAACGUACAUUCCGAUCAUACGUUGAGCGGUAAAAAAAUUCUUCACAAUCAAAAUAGUACACGAUUGAUGCGAUGCAAAAGUCUGGCUUCAUAUCCAAAAUACGAAUCGUUAGUGGACGGUUCGUGUCGCUCUAAAAAGCGCGACUCAAUUAAAUUUGCACGAAAAGCACAUAAAUCGUCGGGAACUGUUGAAUUUGAUCUUCGAAAUCAAUACAAGAGCUUAGACGAUGUUUCGCUCAACAGCAUUUGUGAUGACAACAAAUGGAAUCCGAAAAUUUCCCGUUCGGUGUCAUCAGCAAUUAAUACGCCGAAGGCAAAAUGUUCCGUUGAUCAAAUCAAUUGUGAUGAAAAACGUCGAUGGAGCGCCGUUGAAUCGAAGGCUUUACAAUGUGAUAGAACGCCGACAAGAAAAAAAAACUUUGUUGUCAUGAAAAAAGAUCUACAAUGCGAUAAAUGCGGUUAUAUUAAGUCAAUUUGUGAUGAUAACAAUGAUGAUGGCAUAACCGGCGGCAGUGGCAUCAGCAACACCAGCACCGGAAACAACAACACUAAAACCAACAAUCGAUGUUCAAAGGGUACGUCGUGCCAUUUAAGCGAUGAACAUUUUAGUACCAAUUAUUUUAAGGAUAAUGCCACAAUAAAAUGUACAAACUAUAAACUAAAAUCCGGAUCAACGUAUUCGCUGAGUCGAUCAUCGUCAUUUAUUAAUUCAUCCGAUAUUCAUUUAACGAUACGAAGACGCAUUGUUUACGCUCAAGUUCUGUUGGAAGCAUUUGGAAAUGCAUCAAUACCACUUAAUAGCAAUUCAAGCCGAUUUGGAAAUUUUUUCGACAUUGAACUCGAUUUCAAAGGAGAUCCACUUGCAGCUCACAUUAAUUGCUAUAUGAUUGAAAAGUGGCGUGUAACAGAUCGUUUGUACGGUGAACGAAACUUCCAUAUAUUUUAUCAACUGCUAUGCGGUGCAGAUAUUGCAUUUCUAAAAUAUAUCAAACUUCAAAGAAAUAGUGAGAAGUAUGCACUUUUGAAAAAUGAUCCAGCUACAAAUACCGAUCGAGAAGAUUUUGCCUAUACGAAAAAAGCGCUUGACGUUAUUGGUCUCACUUCGGAUGAAAUCCUUAGCAUAUUUAAAAUGGUCUCAAUUAUUCUUAAGUUAGGAAAUCUGAUUUUUAUACCAACAACAAAUAUUGAUGGAAGUGGAGGGUGUGAAAUAACUAAUGAUUAUGAAGUCAUUGAAAUAGCCGAAAUUGCUCAAUUGAAUCCGAAUAUUUUGAUGAAUUGUUUGACAAAAGGUGAUCAUAAUUGGCGCUACAAUGAUUCUGAUUCGGAUCUCGAUGCGUUGAGUGCGUCACGUAUUCGAAAUGCGAUGUGUAGAACCAUUUAUGGUCGUCUAUUUACUUGGAUCGCUGGAAAAAUUAAUGAAUCACUCAAGAUAAAGCAUGGAUCGCUACAUGGGAAAAACUUUGGAAUACUGGACUUUUUCGGUUUCGAAAUAAAUAAAACAAAUCGUUUUGAGCAAUUAGUUAAUAAUUACUGUAGUGAGCGAUUGCAUCAAAGUUUUCUUCAGAAUAUUUUUAAAAAUCAACAGGAAAUUUACCUCAAAGAGGGUCUUGAUUGGAACAAAAUCGAUUUUUUCGACAAUUAUGCAAUUUGUGAUUUAAUUGACAAAACAAACUACGGAAUAUUGAAUUUAUUAGAUGAGCCUCAUAUCAAAUCGGAUGAAGCAUUUUUGCUACGUGUACAACAAUGCUGUGCUGGUAAUCCAAAUUUUUUACCCGAAGACAAUAAUAUGCUGCGAAAAAGUUUUCAAAUAAGACAUUUUGCCGGCCAAGUGAGCUAUUCCGCAACUGGCUUCAUGGAAAAAAAUGCCGAUAAAGUACCACGAUACAUAAGUACCGGUUUGUUUCACAGUAAAUUGCCUUUGAUGCAAAGCCUAUUCCCUGAAGGCAAUCCGAAUCGUACACAUCGUCAUCCAGCAAGCAUUUCGUCAAACAUUCAAAUGCAAUUGCAAUCAUUGUUGUCAUUGAUUAAAGAUAGAAAAACGCAUUAUAUUUUUUGUAUCAAACCGAAUGAAUUAAAAAAAGCAAACUUAUUUGAAUUGCCAUUGGUUCAGCAUCAAAUACGCUAUACGAAUAUUAUGCCAUUAGUUAACAUUUGGAGAAUGGGUUACUGUUUCAAUUUAAGCCAUUUAAACUUUUUAAAUCGUUAUAAGAUACUCAGCCCCGAAACGUGGCCAUUUUAUCAAAUUGGUAGUGUGAUUGAGGGCAUCGCAACAAUUAUAAGAGAAUUGCCAUUGCCAUCGGCCGAAUUCAUUUUGGGAACAACGAAAGUUUUUAUGCGCAGCCCACGAACAGUUUUCGAAAUGGAAGAGUUUCGACGAAAUCGAUUGAAUGAAUUGAUUGUGAUAAUCCAAACGAAAUUUCGAUCAUAUAUUCAACGAAAACGAUUUUUACGAUUAAAGCACUGCCAAAUUACUAUUGCCCGCACAUGGAGAGCACAACGAGAUUGUCGAAUCGAUGUAUUAAACGCUGGUAGAAGACAUGUUUGGCAAAUUUCUGCAGCUGCCAAAGAGAAACAGCGAAUGUUAAGAUAUCGAAAAAUGUCGAAAUGGGCCGUGAAUAUCAUUGAAAACUAUUAUAUUAGACGAAAGAAACGCCAAUUUUUAAUGACACUCAUGCUAAGGUUACCGUCAACAAGCUACAGCCCGAUAAGCAAUGAAUGGAUUACUGCACCACCGUAUUUAGCCGAAACAUCAUGUCUGUUGCGGAGCAUUUUUCAUAAAUGGCGUUGUUACAAAUAUCGACGAAUGUACGAUCAAGUGGCACGAAAUCGAAUGCGUGAAAAACUCACCGCAUCAGUACUUUUCAAGAAUCGAAAAACAUCCUAUCCUUUAAGUAUCCCGCAUCCAUUCCUUGGUGAUUAUGUACGUUUGCGUCAAAAUGUCCAAUGGAAAAAAUUGUGUAUAUCUUUAAAUGAUCAAUAUAUUGUUUUUGCUGAUAUCGUGAGCAAAAUUACACGUUCAACGGGAAAAGUAGCUCCAAUCUUAAUGGCGCUGUCAACAAAUGCAAUGUUGUUGCUUGACCAAAGAACACUUCAAAUCAAAUAUCGAAUUCCAGCAACCGAAAUCUAUCGAUUGUCUUUGAGCCCAUAUCACGAUAAUAUAGCUGUGUUUCAUAUUAAAGACUCGGAAAUGGGGCGAAAAAAGGGUGACUUUGUCUUUCAAACAGCCCACGUCAUUGAAGUGAUUACAAAGCUCUUCUUGGUCAUUCAAAAUGCAACCGGACGACAACCGGAAAUUUGUAUUGACUCCGAAUUUGAUGUGAUGUUUAGCAAUCAAAGUGUCACACUAUCAUUCAAAUUGUCGGCUGGAUUGAAUGAUGCACAUGCGGCACUUCUAUCACCACACGUGAAAAUCACCCGAAAAAGUGAUCGAAUGGAAAUUGUCAUAUGAUUUGAAAUCGUUUUUUGGGCUAUACUUUUUUGUAACGAGCCAGCAAGGGUAGAAAGAGAGAGAGAAAGAGUUCAAAAAAGCCAAUUUUAGGGCAGAGAUCAUGUUCUGUUUGAUCGUCAAGUGCCAAAAAUAUUUCAAAUAUUAUAGUGAAAUCAAAUCAAAACCGUUGCACUUCAAAAUGGAUAAUGAAAGAAAUAGAAAGGAUUGUUGUUCGUAAUCCAAAGCAUUUAUAUUUUUUAUCCCAAACUUUUUCUUCUUCUAUUAAUCCACGAAUGAUAUCAGUUAAUUUACCAUGAUUUUUUCAAUUGAAAUAUUUGAAAUACAUCAAACCGACUAUUAUACUCAAGAUUUCAAUUUACGCACAAUAUACAAAGGAAAAAUUCAUCCAAUAAUUCAGCAAAGCGCUUGUAUUUCAUACCGAUUAAUUUUUUUUCCUUCGAAUUAUUUUUGUAAUAAGCCUCUUGAUGUCCAUCUCACGGUGGCAGUAUCAUUUCAAAGCUUUGAAAUUAAAAAAAAAAAACUUAUAUAAUCUUUAUGAUUAGUUUUGUUCCACAAGUUUAUAAACCGUUACAAAAUUUAGAAUAAAAUCAAGAUGCUCGUUUCUUCGAUUCAGAAAUUAUGAGAGAAAUUAGGUGCUUUUCAUUUCUUCAGACAAGAAAACUAGUGAAAUAACAAAAAUGUGAGUGACUGUUAAACGAUGAAAAAUGUAGUAAUUUUUCUAUGCCUAUAAGCAUGAAACUUGAUGUUCGCUAAAAACCAAUAGUAUUGGUAACUGAAAUUCACACCCGAUGAGUAGGUAAUUAAUGAAACUGUUUAAAAACCAUAACCAAAGCACAAUUUGCUCAAGCAACAAGCAAGUAAUAAAAAAAAAACUAUUUAUAAAUCUAGUAAAAUUUUGUCUGUUUGGAAAAUCCCAAUAAAAAAUUAUAUAGAUUUUAAUAGAUGUUGAUUCAAUGGUCAGGCAAUUAGUACACGUCAAUAGAGAGAAAAUAAUUAAUUAAAAUACUAGACAAUUUUGGUCUCUCUUGAGCACAGAUUGACAUAAUGGAAAUAUGAAUGAAGUAGUUGAAAAUCAUAGUUGAAUCUUAAAUAUAUAUAUGUCGCAACACACAAUCGUUUUUAAUAAAUAAGAGAGACACCAUUUAAGUUACUGAAUUUCAUAGACUUUACAAAAUCAUAUUACCUGCAUGCACGUUAGAAAGUAUACACCACCCCAAUCAAAUUUUUUUGCAAAUAAAGUAAAUUUAAGAGUUCCAAUGGUUUCUUUAGUUAAAUACGUAUUUAUGGUACCAUGCAAACUACCUUCAUCUACUUGAAAUUAGGGAAUAUUUUAAUCGAUAUAUCAAUUUAGUUAUAUUGCAAUUGACAAUGAUAUGUAACAACUCUUUACAUCCUUGUAUAAAAUCACUUAAACAUAAUUUCCUGAUGACUGCGGCAGUGCGGCCAGAGGAAAAAAAAAAACACAAGAGCUUAGGAAGUUUCAAAAUAUUCGCCGAUUAAGUUCAUGCAAAAUGUCAAUCAAAGAAAUUCGAAUUUCAAUCAAAAGAGAAAAAUAUAUUGAUUUUGUGGUACCUUUUCAAAACUAAUAUUUAUUUAUUUUUUUCAUA